AUGCAGCAGUCCUCUCGAGAUCAAGCCCCUUUGGGAGUACGGCUGCCACUCGCCAAAUUCUCAUACACAGCCACAGCUCUCAACUCGCACGCCCGGAUGGUCUGGACUCACGUCAAUGGGAACGGAGAUCUGUUUUGUGAGAUAGAAGAAAGAGUUGCAGGCGAAUGGUUUCAGCCAACUUUAAUCCUGAAGGUCGUCCAGAAUGACAAGACUCUGGAACACAUUGAUCUUGGACAGCAUGUUCGGGAACUCAGCAGCAAUCCGAGAUCCAGCCAGGAUUAUGCAGAUGCAAAGCCAGUCUUUGCCGUGAUGGUGAAAGUGCCCUCUGUCGCAAUCAAGUAUCCACAGGAUAGCACCCAUAUGCGUCGGUUCCAAGUCAGGUUCACCGAGGACCGCCAUUACUACACCACGCUAUCCAUGCUCAGCGGUAUCAAUUGUCCCUUGGCGGAAGGCGCUAUGCCCGCCUUGCGUCGGCCACCCUCAUCCUUAUCUGGGGCAUCGGUACCGACAGUCCAGAUGACAAAGAAGCCUCUACGUGAUGUGGGGAAUGCGAUUACACCUGAAAGCAAUGCUCCAGGGUCAUUCGGUCAUAUAGCCCGGACUGCAUCUGAUAUGGAGACGGUGGCCUCCAAUGCCCAGUCUAUUAGCUCAACCAAGCUUCGUCAGCCCAUCUCCGUCCUCUUGCCGGAUCCACGAACGGUGCAAAACCUUGAGUCAGAGAACGAGCCCCCAGUCGGACGCUCUCCUCGAGGCAACAUUGCACAGACAGGGCAGCAAGCAUCCCAGCCAGGUCCUGCCCGUCACUCUUCUGGGUUGAUCUAUCGUGAUCAAGAACUCAACCGGAUGCUUCCCCCAAAGAGGGACCUGCCUUUCGCAAAGCCGAAGUCGAAGAUGUCUCGGGCUGAUACUUCAAGCCUAAAAUCAAGCCAGCAAAUCGUCCCCGAGUCCUCUUACCCGGAACCAGACAUCGUGAAACGGCGGGAAUCUUUGAUGUCUGAGUCACAGUCCCAGCAACUCAUUCAGACACAGCCCUACCCGGAGACACUGGAGUCGUUGCAGCACUCCUCGCAAAUCCAGGCGACUCUGCCUUAUCCCGAUACUAACACUCAAACGCAGCAACCAGCCAUCCAGUCUUCAGCAGCCGUGUCCAGUAAGCAUUCUCAGACGAAUGGACGUUCUCAACCCAAUGGCCGUUCUCAGAACGACGAGAAUGUCAACGCACCAAACGUCCAAGAGCCUCAAUCCGCGGAACAACCUGCGUCCAUGUCCGUGGAAGAACAGCUCGCGCAGUACCUCAAGUCACCGACUCCGGAGCGCACUGAGUUCCUCAACACCUGGAUGUGCGAUUUGAUCCAAGAUGAGAAUUUUGUAACCCUUUGCGAAGAUAUGGAGGGAACAUGGAGACGGUUCGCUUUCGGGAUGAACCUGUGA
Messenger RNA from Penicillium daleae, 1431 nucleotides. RefSeq lists its product as uncharacterized. The transcript is spliced from 4 exons. NCBI's taxonomy places the organism in Eukaryota, Fungi, Ascomycota, Eurotiomycetes, Eurotiales, Aspergillaceae. The record is from RefSeq and is a predicted model, not a curated record. The coding region runs from base 1 to 1431 and encodes 476 amino acids. Gene Ontology annotation, biological process: reciprocal meiotic recombination.